Molecule: messenger RNA, 3514 nt
Organism: Orussus abietinus
Lineage: Eukaryota; Metazoa; Arthropoda; Insecta; Hymenoptera; Orussidae
Exons: 3
Coding region: 2148-3350 (400 amino acids)
Source: RefSeq, a predicted model, not a curated record
GUAUUGCACAUAAUAAUUACGACAGAGAGUACAAUCAGGGGACUUUUUAAGGCCGUUCCUUCGCAGAGUCGGGACGCGACCGCCUCGUUAAGAGGACUUCUUAUCUCCUCUGACUCGAGGCGUCGCCUUCAGAGGAGAAAUUGAAAAAUAAUCGAGUCGUUCACGGUCGUGAACGUCGCGCGGAACGACCCUUCGAAUUCCUCCGGCAAAAGAUGUUCCCUAAUUGUACCGCGGAUUGCAAUAUAAGACUCGAUAUGGCUAAUGUCUAUAUUUAGACUGCGGAACGGCGUUAAAGUCGCUGUUGAUCGAUUUUCCGCGAUUCUCGAGUUCGUACAAUUAACUUUACACGAGUAAUUGACGGCUUCAUAUACGAUUUUCAAACAUUGACCGAUGGCGCGAUUUCGCAACGCGUGCGAAACAUUUCACGGGAGAAGAUCCGCACGAACUCGAGAAUCGAGUUCCAGGGGGAUCGAUAUUGCAACUCGAAUCCGAUGAAAAUGCGAAAUGUGAGCGAGUCAUGCGAGUCUGGCCGCUUUCACUAGGGUGAAAAUGUUAGAUACUUCACGUGAGAUCACUCGACAAGAAAUAUUAUGGCAAUUAAAGCCGCUUACACACGACCGGGAAAAUCGACGCCGGUACGUGUGCAAGCGGCCUAAAGACGGGAAAAGAACGAUAUGUAAGGAAACAAGACUCGAGUUAUUUGAUAAACGAACUGGAGUCGUGGAACCGGGCCCUAAGACCGAAAACUUGAAACGGUGAUUCGGCCAGGACUCCCGUUCCCAUGGUCAUGGUUUGGCUGAGGCCGGUCGACGUUUUCCUGGAUGUGGAUCCGGAGGUUUUUUGUCUAGCACGGAUUCGCACGCGAAGACCUCUUCGACGAGCGGCAAUCACGCGGUCCAGUGCUCUCGAAAGAGGGAUAUUCUUCGUCCAUUCUGUACAGAUUCUUCUCCAGAUCUCUGCCGAUCCUCCUGACUGUGCUGGGACGGAUAUCCACUCAGUGGAUCGGAUGUCACCGGAGUGUGACACCUCUGUGGAGGACUCUUAAGAUGAUAUGAAAGGGUCGUCCUAGUCUAGUCUAAGUUAAAUAAAAAAGAGAAAUUUGUGGAAAAAUGAAAUUUCACGAGAAUCGCGUUCUUCAUUAGAACCUCCGUAAUCAUUUGCUGAAGUUUCAAAUGACUCGGUGCACCCUGGUUGGAGAAAAGUUUUAUAAAUAUUUUUACGUUUCAUUUAUGUAGGACGACCCUUUCAUAUCACCUUUAAUCUUUAUUGCAGUCCCAAUCAUGUCAAAGGAGUGAUUAGGUGUUCGGGGUCCAUGUAUCUUACGUCCAUGUUCCCAACACGUCUCCAGGGAGGGUGGUCCUGGAAAGAAGGACGAGACUUUAGACACGCCAUAAAAAAAGCACUUCCUCCGAUCGAGCGGAACUCCAUGAUACUUAACGACAAAUCCGGGCCUAAUGGCUCCGCUUUUCUGACCUUUUUUCCUCGACUUUUUUACCUCCAGCCCAUUACCCCGAAUCGGCUUCCAUCGGAACCAGAAAAACUCCCGAGAUGGGAGAGAUCACGAACCGUGGAAUUAAGUGUAUAAUAAUUAAUCCCGUUUCGCGGAUCGAACGAUGAAAUGAUUUCCACGGGAGGACGCGGUGUCAUGGGAGGUCCCUCUUCCUCCAGGGAAUUGUCUAACGGGAUUUAAAGACAAAAGGGAACGAGACGGCUGGAGAUGAGGUCGAGAGAAAAUGGAAAGAAAAUGGAAAAAAAAAUCGCAGGAAACCAGACAAAGCCCGCAGAGAUGGCAGACAGUGAUUUGGCCAUCUUUGCGAGCACCAUGAAACGUAAAACACGUGACCAUGGGGACCAUUUACUACCAUCGACUUGUCAGUGGGUCAGUUGCAAGGGCUCGGGGUGAUUACACCGUGGAGGAUCCCUGCUCUUCUGGAAGACGAUGAUUAACCGUUAAACGAUUGUACGGCGAUUUAGUCUCCCACUCCAGGUGGAUCAGCUCCAGAGACUCUUUUAAGAGAACCAGGUCGACGAGACAGCUCGAUAGUUCGCCAAAUCGAGCUCGACAGGCAUUGCAAGCUAUCGGAUAAGUUAAAUCCAGUGAAUUAAUACAUGGAUGGAGUUGUAUUAACUUACUGACCCUUCGCAUCAUGGAGGCAGUUUUGUGUGCACCUGUUCUCCCUGCGAUGAGAACUCUGUGGAUUGCGGUGGUAGUUUACGUACUGGUUGGGAUCUUUUCCUCUGGCAGCGCAGUGGAUGUGACUACGUUGAGGAGUCUCCUGAAGAUUAAUGACUCCCUGGGAGAUUCGAUGGCUUUCCUGGUUCGCAGCUCCAAGACCCUACGAGUGUCAUCCGAUGAACCUUACUUUGCUCAGAAGGAACCGUUAGAACCUUACAAUCAGUGGAACAACACUAGACCAGUUUACCAGUCGGAUGGAAAUACUGCGGUGAAGUUCCAAAAGCCUCGAUAUAAUAAUGUGGUGUCCGAUACAACUGGGAAUGAUUUCGAGAAUCGAGAUGAACAUUCAUGGAUCAAUUUUGGACCACCACAAGUGCUCGAUAAUCACAGAGAUCACUCGAACACUCGAUACGAAACAGAAAUCAACUUCCAGAGCAAUGAGAGUCCCCAGUACGAGGCGAGAAGUCCAUCUCAAUAUUUCCAUGGUGUGCAACCUUGUCACUGUCCUGCGCAUGCAUUAAAACCUACACCGAUUAUGGAUGACGAAAAACCUGGUGCCAUAAUCCAUAUCGUCGUUCAGAUUGGAUCGAUGCUGUCCCAUCUAUUCAAGAUCCUCUUCAAGAAAAGCAUCUAUCUGAUAGUUCCCCUGUUGAUAUUAAAGAUGUUAUUGGUACCAGUGAUGAUCUUCAAAUUCUUGGCAGCCGUCAAACUAGGACUGAAGUUAUUCCUCGUACUACCACUGAUCCUGAGAUUUGUUUUACCUAAAAUGUCCAAUUUCGCAUCACAGUAUAACAUAUUUGGCUUGGGCAUAUCGUCUAAUAGAUCACUAUCAGAAUCUAGAGAAAGCAGAUAUGGUGAUGCCAACUACGUAAUGUGGGAUCAUAUGAUGGAUGGCUUGGAGAAUAUCGAAGAAACUUUAGGAAGCACUCCGGAUCUGCACGCUUGUCCCAAAAAAUUAGCAUGUGAGGUUGGUGCUUUCUUUUCCAACUGGAUUAGAUCUCCUUUCUCAGAGAAACUGAACCGAUACAUCCAGAGGUUGAACGAGGAACAUGCAACAGAAAAGCCAGACAUUUACAGUAACAAACAGAGAAUGCUUAAAGCAUUUGUAACUGCUCUCGAAAGAAGAUGGACUUACGACCAAUGCAACGUUUACUCCUGUACAAUAAUUCUCUGACCCUGGUGAUCGUUCAUCUUCGCACACCUGCAAGAAACUGUACUUAUCUAGUGUAACUGUGAGUCCUCCUUGUAAUUAACGCCGCAACUGGAGCAUCUCCAAGUCCAUCAGUCCUCUCCUUGAUUUGAGGUUAUGCGCUCCACUCGAUUGAAUUUCUCGAAAGC